GAUUUCUGUUAAUAAGAAAAAAGAGAACUUAACUAAGAGAAAGAAACAAGCUCUUAAAUCAUUAAAAGAUAAUAGAGAGCUAGUAAUUAGACAAGCCGACAAAGGGGGGAGUAUUGUGGUCCUAAAUAGAGAUGACUAUAUGAAAGAGUCCCAAAGAAUAUUGGGGGACUCUAAUACGUAUAAAAUCCUGAAAAGUAACCCUACGUGUAAUUUCAAAAAAAAGUUAUAUGAGAUUUUGGAUGAAGGUUUUAAGAAGGGGAUCAUAGAUAAAGAUGAAUUUGAUUAUCUGUUUAUCUCGUCCCCAAAGACAGCUGUCUUUUACUACCUGCCAAAGGUACACAAGAGCCUUAUAUCUCCACCGGGAAGACCUAUUAUUAGUGGGAUUGGCUCUAUGACUAGUAAUAUUUCCCAAUAUAUCGACUUUUUUCUUCAGAAAUAUGUGACACAAACAAGAUC
This is a messenger RNA of Pelobates cultripes (western spadefoot toad), 456 nucleotides long. The record is from the annotation of a GenBank genome assembly. NCBI's taxonomy places the organism in Eukaryota, Metazoa, Chordata, Amphibia, Anura, Pelobatidae.